Molecule: messenger RNA, 281 nt
Organism: Staurois parvus
Lineage: Eukaryota; Metazoa; Chordata; Amphibia; Anura; Ranidae
Source: the annotation of a GenBank genome assembly
AGGUGGGUGAUCUGCUGGGCACAGGUGGGCAGAUCUAGUGGGCGCACUGCUGGGCACAGGUGGGUGGAACUUGCGGGUGGCACUGCUGGGCACCGGCUGUCAGAUCGUGAGGAAAGUACUGCUGAGAGCAGGGAUCGGCACCGAUCAUCAGGGCACUGAUGAUCAGUGCCCUGAUGACCGGUGCCCAGCAGUGCCACCCACCAGUUCCGCCCACUUGUGCCCAUCAUUGCACCCACCUGUGCCCAGCAGUGCCACCCAGCAGUGCCACACACCUGUGCCCA